Molecule: messenger RNA, 1617 nt
Organism: Nicotiana attenuata
Lineage: Eukaryota; Viridiplantae; Streptophyta; Magnoliopsida; Solanales; Solanaceae
Product: 1-aminocyclopropane-1-carboxylate oxidase homolog
Exons: 3
Coding region: 304-1431 (375 amino acids)
Source: RefSeq, a predicted model, not a curated record
UUAUAUUUUUAAAGUUUACUUAGCUUACUUCUGGUGUUCCAAGAGUGGGAACUUUUUCCACAAUCUCUCGCAGAAAUGUAGGGUAAGGCUGCGUAUAAUAGACUCCUGUGCUUCCCCGCCCCUUCCCCUCCACCCCAGGAUCACGCGCAAAUCGGGAGCUUAGUGCACCGAACUGCCCUUAUCUUCUAUGGAGUGAUUGUGACAUUCAAAUAUUUGCUGCAUCUAUAAAUCUUACCUGCAUACAAUUUCAAGGUAACCUGUAUUUACAGUUUCAUUAAAAACACGAAAAAACAAGAAACAAAGAUGGUUUUCUCCAGUGGUGAAGAAGUUCAGGCUACAUUUCAACAAAAUUAUGAUAGACAGAGUGAAUUAAAGGCAUUUGAUGACACAAAAGCUGGUGUUAAAGGGGUUGUUGAUGCUGGAAUUACUAAAGUACCCUGGAUGUUCAUUCAUCCACAAGAAAGCAUACACAACUCCUCAAACUCCACUGAGAAAAAGUUCAUUUUUCCAGUAAUAGAUCUUGAAGGCUUUGAUAAGGAUCCAAUCAAGCAUAAAGAGAUUGUGGAUAAAGUUCGAGAUGCAUCAGAGACAUGGGGAUUUUUUCAAGUGGUCAAUCAUGGCAUUCCAUUACCUGUCCUUGAAGAAAUGUUACAAGGAGCUCGGCGAUUUUUCGAGCAAGAUAUCGAGAUUAAGAAACGAUAUUAUACUCGAGAUAAUACAAAAAAAGUGGCACAUGUUAGCAAUUUUGAUUUGUACAGCAAAUCUGUUCCAGCAGCAAGCUGGAGAGACUCACUUUAUUGUGUUAUGGCUCCUAAUCCUCCUAGUCCAGAAGAAUUGCCAACAGCUUGCAGGGAGAUUUUAAUGGAUUUCUCUAAGCAUAUGAUGAAAUUAGGCUACUCAUUACUCGAAUUAUUGUCCGAGGGCCUCGGUCUCAAUUCUUGGCAUCUUAAAGAUAUGAACAUUGCUGAGGGGCUAUCUAUUGGCCACCAUUACUAUCCGGCAUGUCCUCAGCCGGAACUCACUAUAGGCACCAGAAAGCAUUCAGACUGUGUUUUUAUGACAGUUCUUCUGCAAGAUGAUAUAGGAGGUCUACAAGUUCUUCACCAAAAUCAGUGGAUUGAUGUUCCUCCUACGUCCGGUGCUCUAGUGGUGAAUAUUGGCGAUAUGCUGCAGCUCAUAUCAAAUGACAAGUAUAUAAGUGUUGAGCAUAGAGUAUUGUCAAAUCAAGUAGGUCCAAGAAUAUCAGUCCCAAGCUUCUUCAGCACAGGUGCAUUUCCGUCUUCCAAGAUUUAUGGACCAAUUAAGGAAUUGUUAUCAGAAUGUAAUCCGCCAAAGUAUCGUGCAACCACAGUGAAGGAAUAUACAGACUUCUUCCGUAGUAAAGGCUUUGAUGGAACUUCUGCAUUGAUGCAUUACAAGAUCCUAUCCUAGAAAUGGAGAAAUUUAGUCGAAUGCAUAUCAGAGCUCUGAAUUGAACUCAUGAUGUACAAUUAGCAAAUAAAAUAUACUGUAACUAAAAUUUCCAUAUAUGUUGCCAAAUACCUUGCUAAUUUAGUGGUGGAAUUUGUUUUAAUCAAUCUGUUAAAAUUAAUGUAUUGUCUUGUCCCCAUUUGUCCA